AUGAAUAAGGAUCUCGGCGCACUCAACUGGUGUUCCCUGGCAUGUGGCCUUAGGAAUCGUCUUGGCAAGUCCCAAGCGGCCUGGUUUGCUACGCGCGGCUUCAUGAGCCGCAUCCGGGAGGACGGCCCACACACUGUGCGUAUUGGUGAUGAUAGCUUGGAAUGCGGCGAUACAGUCAAGAUUCUUGGUGUUACCUUGGACUGCACUCUAAUUUGCCUGUCAUCUGAGCUGUGUGUUAGAAUGCGGCGAAGUAUGAAUGCUGCAAUCAGAUUUGCCACGGUUCUGAGGAAGCACGAGCACAUCACACCAACGUACGGGCGACUCAGACUUAUGCCUUACAAUGUGCGUCGAGACUACAUGUGCAUUAUUCUGCUUGGUUCCAUCUUGACUACUGGAAGGCCGCGAUACCUGUUGGAGAAGUUUUGCUAUCAGUCCAGUGACGCUGUUGGAUCCAAGAGGACUUUGUCUACUGAUCUCCUUGUUCCUUGGGCAAGGACCGACUUUUAUAAGGACUCUUUCUGUGGAACGGGCUGCCUGGAGAGAUUCGCGGGCCAUAACAAACCCUUACUUUCACCACGCUGCGGUGAACUAUCAAGUAAUGGAAUGCGAGUGCAAGGCCAGGCGCAAGAUAACGAGAAGCUUCGUAAAUUUGUGCAACUACGACAAGAUCUGGAGCGCGUUCGCAACCUCUGUUACAUGGUGAAUCGUCGUGAAAAGCAUUGUCGCACGCUGUUUCGGCUGCGUGAACAAACUUUUCAGAAACAAGUUAUGCUGCUUUCGAGUAUGUCCCUAACAUGCGUUGCAGAAAACGCCAUACUUGAGGCUAACCAUGCGCCUUCUCUCUACGACCGACUGUAUUCUCAUCCAGAUGCUGAAUUCCAAACGGCCAAGCUAGAAACUUUGGUGGCACGCAUCCAGGGCUUAGAUAUGCCAAAUACGCAGCUCUCUGCUGAUGAAAAUAAGCUUCAACAAGAUUUCAAUGGGGCCUCUAAUAAACGUUUAUAUUGUAAUGGUUCAGUAUCACGAAAAAAACUGUAUGCCAGUGAUCUCUCUUCAAUAAGUUGCAGUGAGACAGAGCAGCCUAAAACUAAAAGUGAGAGCAAAACUUGCAGUGGCAAAAAAUUGCAGCAACAGAAAAACAAAGUAAUGCCGACAGUCGAGACUGAUUCAAGCACUGAGGAUGGUGAUAAACAAUGUGCAUCUACAAGUAAAGCCAGCUGCAGUAAAGUUAACCAAAGAUAUAAACCUAAGAAAACAAGCUCACUUGAGCGUUCACGAACUAUACCGUCACAUAAAAUACUUGAUGAAGAAAGUAGCGAAAACGAUGAAAUUAAAUUGGAAAGUGCAGUAACAAGAUCACGCACUCUUCAGCACAUGGAGCGUGAGCUUGGGAGUGCCUCUGGAAGCGAUUCAGAUGAGUUGCUACUAAUUAACCAUAAAAGUGUAAUAUCACAUCUUGGGCCAACUUCAGUUGCAGAAAUAUACUCAGACACAGAUUCAUCUUUAGACCACACGUCUUCUGUUUUAACUAAGACUAAAGUUACUGCUGAAGCUAUUACACCUAGCAAAUUAAUUGAAAAGAAAAAUGAAAAAAAAGGUAUGAUAAAAAGCAAAGAUGUAUCAGACGUUACAAUCUUCAAAGAUGAAAAAGCAUCUUCGUUACUAAGUGAUAACAAGAAAAAUACGAAAAAAGUGAAAGAAAUUCAAAAGAUGAUGGACAAGAAACAAGACUGUACAGCAUCUGCUCUUAUUGUUCCACAGCGACAAGCAGCGAAAAAAGCAUCCGAAAUUAUGCAACGUUCACAAAAUAAAAAAGAUAUCCCAAUAACUACAGUAUCCACAAUAACAAUGACCUUGACAACGUCGACGAUAGCUGCCGCAAUUACUGCGACAACUGUAACAACAAUGCCAACCUCAACGUUAUCCAGUACGACAUAUACCAGUAGUACUUGUACACAGUCUAGCGAAAUUCUUAGUUUAAAGUCUCAACCAGGAGAAGUUAUAAAAUUAACUCCAAUCAAACACUCAAAAGAUUCUAAAGAAUCAAAGUCUUCUUUGUCAUUUGUGCCUAGAAAACAAAAGCUUGAAAAUAAGGCCCUGUAUAAAGACAUUAAGGACUCAAAAGAUAUUUAUGAAUUUGACAAAGAGAUUGGUGAAAGUGUAGAUAUUAUUGCUUAUGUACCACAGAGACAAGCAGCGAAAAAAGCGGCUGAACAUAUUAAGAGUAACAUAACUGCCAAAUUAUCAGCAGCACCACCUGAACCUGACGUUUGUGACACCAAGAUUAAGAAAGAAACAUUUGAUGGAUUAAAAAAGAAACAAGAAAUGAAAAAAGAAGAUUUAUCAUCGAAACAGCAUGUUAAAAGACCUUUUGCAAAAAAAUCUGUGCCAAAACUACUGUCCGACUCUUCAAGCAGCACUACCAGCAGUAGUAAUAGUAGUAGCAGUAGCAGUAGCAGUAAUAGCUGUAGCAGUUCAAGUGAUAGUAGUAGUGACACAGAUGACACUAAAAGUUCUGAGCGAGCCAUACGGAGUACCAAUACUUGUAAGGAAAAAACUAUUUGCUCUGAUGUUUCGUCAGAAAGUGAUUCUGAACACCAUUCUAACAAUCAGGACAAAUCAUUUGUUAGCGGCCGACACAAUCAUCUUAAAAGUGAAAGCAAAAUUGAGAAGAAAACAGUCGUUAAGUUUGAAGAUAAACAGCUAAACGACGAUCAAAGAGAUAAUAGUACAAUCUUACAUCCCUCUACUUUGCCGACGGGACGGAAAUUCAAAAAGCUGCCUGAUAAGAAGCUUAAAACUUCCGACGGGCGGCUUGAACAAGAGUUUCAGCCGUCGUCUAUUGAAAGAGAUGAAUCGAGUCGACUCCCCUCAAUCAGUUGCAAAGAUGAAUUCAACAAAAAUAUCAAACAACAAAAAGACCAGAAACAAUGCCAGCAUCAACUUGACAAGCAUAAAGUUAUCAAGCACGAAGGUAGCGAAGUCAAAAAAUCAGCUGCCAUUCUGCCACAGCAAAACCACCAGCAUCGCCAUCAGCAACAGCACCAGUCACAAGCUCAAGCAGAUGAAGGUGUGCUCAGUGGGUCUCGAGAUAAUGAUGGGUCACGAAAUAUAUCUAGGUUCAAGUCUGCUAAAAAGUCCACCCACGUCUCCAAAGGCUCUCAACAGCACCAAUAUCAGCAACAGCAACAGUACUUGUCAUCUUUUAAAGAGAAAGAAGACACUUCCGUCACGACUGACAGAGGAAAAAUUGCCGAGGCUUGUCAACGAAAAUCAAACCAAAUACCGAAAAAAGAAGAAAAAGCUGGUUGCAAAAAUGUGUCUCAGAUCAAAAAGGUGGAAAAAAAAUUAAAUGAUCCUGCAAGUGAAAGAUCUGGUUCAAAAGAGAAAAUUGCUACUGUAGAACCAUUGCAAAAAAGUAGCAAUUUAUAUUCUGCUUCAAAGAGUCCGUCAACUCGAAUUGAUAGUUUAAAAAAACCGAAAAAAAGUGGCAACAAAUGCAGUGUAAUCACUUUAGAAGACGAAAUGAAGCAGCGGCGUGCUGAACGAGAUACUCCAAAAAAGUCGUGCAGAGGCUUGGACAAGCUAUUAGAGAAACGUGAGCAUGAAGAUAAACUAUCAAAAUCACAGAAGACAACUGAAAUUUCUAAGCAAGAAAUAACUCAGCUAGCAGAAGAUACUAUUAAAUCUAAUCAACUUACAACUUCAGAACUGCGGGAAGCUUCUGAGAUUAGACUUAGUGAUAGUGACAAAUUUGAAGAGCAUAAAAGCCACGGAGUCUGGACGAACACCAAAUCGUUGUGUAAUGAGCUGAUCCAAAAAAGAGAUUUGUCUGAUGUGCCACUUGCUGAGAGAUUGGCUGGUCACCAGAAGCGGUUAGCUGACAAAAAAAUAACGGAGUUUAUUUCAUUCGCAAAUGUUGAAUAUCCUGACAACUGCAUGCAUCAGCAUAAUCAACAGAAUCAACAGCAAUCUACGAAUGAUAUAACUUCUAAAGAAAACUGUGACAGCUUGGCUUCAAAAGUGCUGCUACAAUCAGAUAAGUUGUUUUUAAUGAGCCAAAUCAGUGAUAAAGAAAACAGCAGUAACAAACGGCGUAGAUCGGUCAACCAUUCUUUAUUUUCACCUCAACAUUCUGACAAGGAUACGGUAGUCCCAGAACUUUUUGACUUCGAUCAAGACAUUCUUACUGAUGAUAUGGUUAACGACGACGGGUUUGGAAUUCCACGAGAUGCUGAAGAACGAACUGCACCACUUUCGUUUUCUUUUAAUAACGAGCUCUGGUUUAAAGAAGAUACAAAAGAGGACAGUGCCCGAGAAACGCUGCAUCUCGUUGAAAAGCUUCGCAUGGAACUAUCAAAAAAAUCUUGUCAGCUUGAGCUGGAGCCAACAACAGUAGAAUCGUCAGCUAUGUCUGUUGACACAGAAACAAAGAAUUUUAAAAACACUGACCUUCAGCCAAAGGGCCAAAUACAACAGCAGAAGCUUUUGCUAGACAGGCGUACGACAAAUCUAUCAUCAGUUACGGUAGAUGAUAUUCAACUCAAGAGUGUUGAUAACCCUUCCUCUACACUCUUGGUUAGGGAUGUCAUUCUUUAUCCCAAUUCUCAGAGAACUGAUGAUAAGGAAAAAACCUGCUAUGAAAAUAACAGCAAGAGUUGCUACAUAAGCUAUGAUGAUAAAGAACUCAAAGGUGGAAAAGUAACAUUAGCUGAACGUACAAAGCUUGACAGAGCUGAGGCGGAUGAGCGCUGGGUUCCACCUAGCAUAGAAAAUUUUGAUACAACCGAGAAUUUAAGUGUCUUGAUCGAUAACCAAGCCCAUUAUGAUUCGACGAGUCAACAUUUUACUGCAGAGCUUGAAACAGUUGUACAUGCAUCAGGGAAUGUGAGUAACGUAGAUCUUUUACACUCAACGCAACAGCCACCAAAGCAAGUACAUACAGACAUACCAACCGAGCAUUAUUUGAUUCACUCCGAGCAACACAGUAGCGAGCAGACUGUGGGUCAGGUUGUUGAACGUUUAGCGUCACUUGUCGAAGAACAGGUUGGUACGCUGCCAACACACAUAGUUGAGGAGAUGGCACCCAUGGAAAUGGUAAAUCGGCACCUUAUGAGUCUAUCUACAGCUGAUGACGAGCCAAGCAGUGAACUAGAUCGAACUCUUGACAGAGACGAAAUUAGUUUAGAAAUAACGCGCCAGGACUAUGGAUCUAGAAACUCACCGUAUAAUGAAUUAUCGGGAGCACGACAAGAUACACGUUGGGCUGAAAGCCAAGUAUUGCCGUCGCGGCGCUCCACUUCUUCAUCCAUUACAUCAGUAUCAUCAGUCGACGACCAUGCUAGUAUUCCACCUUAUAAAGACACUGCUACUCCCUCAAAUUCUCAAAUUUCAUCUAUUAAUUUUCCAACUUGCUCGAUCGAGGCUGAUGGAAACUCUUAUCAACGACAACAGCAUCAUUCGUAUGAUGCGGUCAACAGCUUUGCAGGACCGGUGUCGUUGUUUGCUUCUCAACCAAGCACUACUCAGUUAUCUUAUCCAUCGACAGGUUCGGCCAUGUUCCCCCCGUCUUUUGGUACGCCUUUUCCAACACCGCAGUCUCUUUUAUCCCACGUUUCAAAACCACUUGAAGAGCAAUUAGGUAUGCAGCCAUCAUCCUACACAGCUGCUUUCACAUCAUCAUCACACAAUAUGGCUUUUACUGCAGCUAUGGUCUCGCCAAGCAAAAUUCCGUCACCGUUAUCCACAGAAAUUGGUCUGGAUGACCACAUGCAGGAGUUAUAUAAAUCUCAAAUGCAGCAGUUAACCCAGCAAUCUAAGAUACGUGAACUACAACCAUCAAUCACAGAAAAUACAAAGGUUACAGUGGCCAGCGAUUUUCUCAAUAGUGUCUCUGAAGUCAUUGCACCUAAACAGACUUCAGAGAGUAUGCUGGAACUGCCGCUUAGGGAGACAGCCAAAUGUACACCCUUGACCUACGCAGGUAAAAAGUCACCGUCCAAACCAACUAGAACUUCAGCGAGAGUUACCUCGCUGCAAAGCAAAUCCCCGGGAAAGUCGCCACGGCAGUACCAGCAGCAAGAAGUUUCAAAGCCUGGACUGAACAAUCGGAGUCGUGCCAAGAGCACAAAGUCUAGCCAACAUUUAAGUUACCCCAGAGGUCGAGGCCGUGGAAGAGGUCGAGGUCGAGGUAAGAUACCGCACCACAACAGCCUUCUUCACGGUGAUGAAUCAAUUCAGAACAAGCUUGUAGGCACUGUCUAUGACUUUGAUUCGGACGAAGACUCAGCAAAUGAUACCAACAUCGCUGAUCUACGAACAAUGCGUGAACGCAAAAAGUCGGUUGAAUUGGCAGUAACUAUUAGUAGUGAGCACCGUGAAAGCUUGAUCGAUAAAUCUCUUGCUUCUUGUGUUACAUCAAGUCCCCGGGAUCAACAACCAGCGCUCGCUAAACUUGAUAGUGAAGCCAAGAGAUUUACACUGGAUUCACCCUCAGUACCGGGUGAUGACUCAACUAUGGGUACUGAAUCUGAGGCUGGGGGGGCUUGCUCUGUUUUUGGUGAUCCCGUUAUGCCUAUGCUUCCUGGGCCCGUAGACAUGCGAACCUACAACUCCAGUCUAAAUGUCUAUUGCUCCGCUGUACAUGAGCCAGCGUAUAGUAACCAUUUUUUGGGCUCAUGUAUCAGUAGCUGUGGCGGUGGUGGUGGUGGUGGUAGUGGUGAAGGAGGUGGUACUGAGCCCUCUAUGCCAGACACGGAGGAGGAUUUUGACAAAGAACUAAACUUAGUUCUAACAGCCAAGCAGCCAACUGAACUUCAUCAGGUUGAUCAGGUCAAGGGACUACCAGCGCGUGACAUCACCUCUAUAGCAUUUGCUGACGAGCCUGGCAAAGUUUCACUCACAGAUUCACGUAAUCAACUCAAGGUUAAGAUCAAAGGCCCAUUCCUUGACGCAAAUUACCCCUCGAGCACAAGCCUUACAAGAAUACAGCAGACUAGUCCCAUCAUUGCACCAUCGUCAAACAACGCCUCCAUCGCUGGUGCAAAUAAUACCUCCAACCUCCGUCGCAUGCGUAAAAAAGAGCUGCUACGUCAGUACUGUUCGCAAGACAUGAACAUGGACGAAGGUGUGUCAGGUCAGGUUGCAUCAACUCCCGUCGUUAUGCCACCUCUAAAUCGCACCGUCAUCACUAUACCCAAAGCAGUAGCAUCUAUGACAAGUAUUCCAACCCGCGAGGAUUAUAAGGCUGUUGUUGAUGCAAACAUGGAGAAAAAAAGGCGCAAAGAACGUGCUAGUGCUUCCACUUUUAAUUCUUUACUCGAUGCAUCAUCGAAUAUAGAAGAGCACCAGUUACAGCGCCACCAUUAUCACCACCACCAAACUGUACCUAUCUUAGAGCGUCGGCGUUCGUCUAGCAGUAUGACGUUAAGUUCUGAACGUCGAAGACCGCGACAAGCUAAACCUCUACAAACUGUUGCAGAUACUGGUCAAGUACAUCCUAGCUGUGCUCCUCCAAAGCUCAAAAUAAAAAUCAGCAGCAUGCCUGGCCAGGAAGAGAUGUCUGGCCUAAGUAAUCAACUAGAAGAUCGUAGUAGUAUCCGGCCACCAAAAAAGCGUCUAAGUAGCAUACCUAACAUGCCAAGUAUGGAAGAGCUUAGGCGUGAGAGCAUGAAGUAUCGCCGGAAGAUCAUGGAGGCCUUUGAUAACAGCACUGAAAAGUUAGGCAAGCUUAAACGAGAUAAAAAAGAUAAAAACAGCAAGCGUAAAAAAAAGCAAAGUAAAGACAAAGGCCGCCUUGUCGAAGUCCUAGCAGAUGGCAUAGCACCCCCGAAGCUCAUCAUACGGCUGGGCAAAAGUAGUUUGUCGAGUGAACCAGAAUCUCUUACAAAAAAUGACGGAACGGGAAAAUCAGAAACAUUAGAAGACGGUACCUUAAAGAGCACUGAAACAGUAUCACCAACUGAAUAUAGACAAAUAGGAUUAACAUUAUUCUCAAACGCAAAUACAGAGGCUAGGAUUGCCGUCUCCGUCACUACAAGUAUGAGUAAAUCUGAGUUGAGUGCAACUAAUAUUCAAAAACCCAAGCAGUUUGAACAUUCUUCAGUAAGUGCUCUAAGAAACGUACGCUGCACUAAGGUCUCGCCUAUCAGAUUGAAAUUGACGCGUUGUCAAGAGGGCUACGAGCUUAAAUCUCCAGAGACGCUGUCAUUGGAUGUCAAAAAGCAACUGCAACAUGAACAGACUAAUCAAAUAGCUGAAGAGUUAAGGUCUGAACAACUUUUUGGAUUAACAAAUCUUAAUAAUUCUCAAGUAAACUCAUCUUCUACAUCAGAUGAUCUUUUUUCAAUAUACAGCCAAUCUACAGUUGCAACUACAUCAAUGAGUACUGAUACUAAGACACCGAUAACAUCUACAUCAACGCAGCAUGGCUCCUCAGGCUGCCCAUCUGCCCCAGUUCCACAAGGAUGCCAAGUUAGGUGAUAAUUAAUGGCAGCUGCGUGAUGAAAGUUAAGCCACAGCCACAAUUAUUGUAUGCCGUUCUUUACGUAAAUAUUGAUAACAUUUUACUGUUUCGCGAGUGUAUGUAAUAUAUCCACGUAUGUAAAAUAUCCAUUCUUGAGAUGAAGACUCAUUAGUUAGUUUAUAUCAUUAUUACAAACACGUUUUAUGUGUAGUAUAAAUUAUUGAUAACUAUAA
Copidosoma floridanum is the source of this 8697-nucleotide messenger RNA. RefSeq names its product PHD finger protein rhinoceros (gene rno). Gene Ontology annotation, biological process: regulation of transcription by RNA polymerase II. The record is from RefSeq and is a predicted model, not a curated record. Lineage: Eukaryota; Metazoa; Arthropoda; Insecta; Hymenoptera; Encyrtidae.